This is a messenger RNA of Alternaria burnsii, 1185 nucleotides long. RefSeq lists its product as uncharacterized. Lineage: Eukaryota; Fungi; Ascomycota; Dothideomycetes; Pleosporales; Pleosporaceae. The transcript has 4 exons. Gene Ontology annotation, molecular function: protein binding. Bases 1 to 1185 code for a protein of 394 amino acids. The record is from RefSeq and is a predicted model, not a curated record.
AUGUCUGAUCCCCCCAAGUCUCUGUUCGGCGACGGCGGCAAGAUCAUUGUGCCCAUGCCGAAGGGCAAAGCAAGUGUCGCGAGCGAGCCAGCUAUUACCGGAGUCAACACCGAGAAGAGGUUUACCUUGACUCAGCCAGAUGACAAAGAUGUCAAAGACGCCGCCGCGGCUACCAAUGCUGCCAAACUUGAGGGCGAGUUCGCUUCUAUCGGUCCUCUGACCAUACUAACGGCCUCAGAACUUGUAGGGCAGAUCGUCCAGAACCUUGGAAGCCGCGGAUAUACCCUCCACAGCAUUGGCCCCAAUCCGUGCUACCAGCCUGCUAGCAAGGUCUUCCGAUCCCACAGUGACAAGCCUCGCAACGCUACUAGCUGCUCCAAGUUUCUGCCCAACGAGGUUGUUGGCGAGAUCGGCAGUGAACUAAACGUCCACGAUCUGAACAGCAUGCGCCUAGCAAGCAAGCGACUCAACUAUGCUGUCAACUUCCAGUAUGGUAAGAAGAUCAUGGUGACAGAAAACGUUACCAUCUUUCCUACCUUCUCAAGCAUUGCUUCAUUCUUGGUUGGUCUUGGUUUGGAUGACGCAUAUCCUGCUACUGUGCGCACCAUCACUUUGGUCGGAGAAGCACCCAAGACACCAGAGUUGAGCUACGACAUAUCAUGGAUUAACCUGCUGCGCGCCCACCCGGAUCCGAAUCGCCAGAUCGUACCUCUUACGCGCCUGAACCGCGCGACGCUGAACUCAAGCGAGUACAUCGAGGCUCAGAAGGUCCGUGACACCGAUCGACGCAUCGUCUUGUCUGUCAACGACAAGCACGAAGAGUGGGACUACAUCAACAAAGACUUCUGUUACACUGGCGGCUACCGUACGAUGCUCAGCAUUAUGCUCUCCAAGCUCCCUAAUCUGAAGACCAUCACCACUCGCAAGCUCCACGUAGGUGAGCACAUUCCUGGUUGGGAGGGACCCGAGGCCUUGAAGCACCUGUCCUACUAUCGCCCUGAUCUCCCCAUCAACGAGGUCUACUAUGGCGACUGGCAGUACGACACCGUCCACAAGCGCAUCACCAUGUACACCGAUGAGUACGGCGAGUACAUCGAGGAGGCUAAUGCUGGUCCCCAAGCUGGUUUCAAGGAAGAUGUCCUCGCCGCUAUGCAGAUGUCUGGUACCUCGGCUAUGCUUGCAUAG